This is a messenger RNA of Lasiodiplodia theobromae, 864 nucleotides long. Its product is annotated as NADH-ubiquinone oxidoreductase. Gene Ontology annotation, molecular function: NADH dehydrogenase (ubiquinone) activity. NCBI's taxonomy places the organism in Eukaryota, Fungi, Ascomycota, Dothideomycetes, Botryosphaeriales, Botryosphaeriaceae. The record is from RefSeq and is a predicted model, not a curated record. Bases 1 to 864 code for a protein of 287 amino acids. The transcript has 5 exons.
AUGAGCCUCCGUCUGUCCAACAGCCGCGCGAUCGGCGCUGCGCUGCGCUCUGCCGGCUCCUCCGUGCGGCCCAUCGCCGCCCGCAGCUUCACCACCACCAUCGUGCGCGCGAAGCCGUCCGAUGCCGAGCUCCCGAACAUGCGUUCUGCGCAGCGCUCCGACCCCGGUCCUCUGAAGGCGCCAAUCGUGAACCCGGCCGAUAAGUACACUGAGAAGGGCGAGGCUCUCCACAAGUACGGCCAGUACCUCCUGUCGUGUCUGCCGAAAUACAUCCAACAAUUCUCGGUCUGGAAGGACGAAUUGACCAUUUACAUCCCGCCCCAAGGUGUCAUCCCCGUCUUCACGUUCCUUAAGUACCACACCGCCGCCGAGUACACUCAGAUCAGCGAUAUCACUGCCGUCGAUUUCCCCACCAAGGAUCAGCGCUUCGAGGUCGUCUACAACUUGCUCAGUGUCCGCCACAACUCCCGCAUCAGGGUUAAGACCUACGCCGACGAGGCCACUCCGGUUCCCAGUGUCUGCAGCCUCUACGAUGGUGCCAACUGGUAUGAGAGGGAGGUCUACGAUCUGUUUGGCGUUUUCUUCGUUGGCCACCCCGAUCUGAGGAGGAUUAUGACCGAUUAUGGCUUUGAUGGACACCCGCUGAGGAAGGAUUUCCCGAUGACUGGCUACACUGAGAUUCGCUACGACGAGGAGAAGAAGAGGAUUGUUGUUGAGCCGCUCGAGAUGACCCAGGCUUACAGGAACUUCAGGGGUGGCAGCGCUGCUUGGGAACAGGUCAGUCCUGGCCAGGACAGGAAGCCGGAGAGCUUCAAGCUCCCGACGCCCAAGCCGGAGCCCCCGAAGGAGGAGGAGAAGAAAUAA